AUGGAGCCUUCGAUAGAAGUAGAGGCUGCUGGCUUGUGUGUGCGCCUCUCUUGUUUGGAGUUUGAGAACAUGCGACACAAGCGUGGGGAAUGGACCGAGAAUAUGCUCAACUUUGCUAUGGUGAUGAUUGCAAGGGAGAAGCUGACCGCGGAGCAGCUUUCGAGAGUUGUAAUCAUCCCCAUGAGUAAGGAGAGUGCGGGAGAGGUGGACAACCUGGGGCACGUUGGGGACGCUGCUGAGGACACGGGUGCCCCGCCCGUUAUUGACGCGGAAAUAGUCGCGUUGGGGGCCAUGCUUGCUGAGGGCGCACGAAUAGGUCUGGCCAACGAGCAUCAGAGCGUAACGGAUGGGGAGCGUCAGAUGAUGGAUAGAGAGGAACCACAUUUCCAGAGGAGGAGUGCGCGCGAGAUCUUGCGUGGAAUGAGGGAGGCGCAGCAGAGGGCACCAGAGGAUAAGACCGAGCGUCGCGGAUCGGAGGCCCUACAACAGAGGGGGGAGGGGGAGAGGAUGGAGGAGUUAGCAAUGGGUUUUGAGGCAGUGCACCGCCCGGUCGAGAAUGAUGAACAGGAGCAGGGGCAGGGUAUGGACAUGAGGCAAGGGAGUCCGAAUGUCGUAGGCGAAUUGGAUGCAGAGGUUCAGAGAGCGGAACGCGAGAAUAGGGUGGUGUAUCAGAGGCGGGAGGCAAGAACAAAGAGGAGGUAUGAUCAGGGGCGGGAAGCACGCGAGGGGGAAGAGGCGAAUCAGAGGGUGGAACAGAAGCGUAUGAGGCUCGAGGACGAGGAGCGAGAGGAGCGUGCGAUGGAGGGGGACAGGGAGAGGGAGGAACGGGAGCGGAAGAGGGAGGAAGAAAAUGAGAGGGAGGAAGAGAGGAAAGUGGAGGAGAAGCGGCAGAGGGAGGAGGAAGAGCGGAAGAGGGAGGAGGAGAAGGCUGAGCGCGAACAGGAGGAGAAGCGGCAGAAGGAGGAAGAGCGGAAGAGGGAGGAGGAGAAGAAGGCUGAGCGCGAACAGGAGGAGAAGCGGCAGAAGGAGGAAGAGCGGAAGAGGGAGGAGGAGAAGAAGGCUGAGCGCGAACAGGAGGAGAAGCGACAGAGGGAGGAGGAAGAGCGGAAGAGGGAGGAGAAGAAGGCUGAGCGCGAACAGGAGGAGAAGCGCCAGAGAGAGGAUGAAGAGCGGCAGAGGGAGGAGGCGAGCAGGGUGGAGCGCGAAAAGGAGGAGAAGCGACAGAGGGACGAGGAAGAGCGGAAGUGGGAGGAGAAAAAGGUGGCGCGCGAACAGGAGGAGAAGCGGCAGAAGGACGAGGAAGAGCGGAAGAGGGAGGAGGAGAAGGCUGAGCGCGAACAGGAGGAGAAGCGCCAGAGGGAGGAGGAAGAGCGGAAGAGGGAGGAGGCGAGGAGGGUGGAGCGCGAAAGGGAGGAGAAGCGACAGAGGGACGAGGAAGAGCGGAAGAGGGAGGAGGUGAGGAAGGCUGAGCGCGAACUGGAGGAGAAGCGGCAGAGAGAGGAUGAAGAGCGGAAGAGGGAAGAGGCGAAGAAGGUGGAGCGCGAAAAGGAGGAGCAGCGGAAGAGGGACAAGGAAGAGCGGAAGAGGGAGAAGAGGGCUGAGCGCGAACAGGAGGAGAAGCGCCAGAGGGAGGAUGAAGAGCGGAAGAGGGAAGAGGCGAGGAGGGUGGAGAGCGAAAAGGAGGAGAAGCGACAGAGGGAGGAUGAAGAGCGGAAGAGGGAGGAGGCGAGGAGGGUGGAGCGCGAAAGGGAGGAGAAGCGACAGAGGGACGAGGAAGAGCGGAAGAGGGAGGAGGUGAGGAAGGCUGAGCGCGAACUGGAGGAGAAGCGGCAGAGAGAGGAUGAAGAGCGGAAGAGGGAAGAGGCGAAGAAGGUGGAGCGCGAAAAGGAGGAGCAGCGGAAGAGGGACGAGGAAGAGCGGAAGAGGGAGAAGAGGGCUGAGCGCGAACAGGAGGAGAAGCGCCAGAGGGAGGAUGAAGAGCGGAAGAGGGAAGAGGCGAGGAGGGUGGAGCGCGAAAAGGAGGAGAAGCGACAGAGGGAGGAUGAAGAGCGGAAGAGGGAGGAGGCGAGGAGGGUGGAGCGCGAAAAGGAGGAGAAGCGACAGAGGGACGAGGAAGAGCGGAAGAGGGAGGAGGUGAGGAAGGCUGAGCGCGAACUGGAGGAGAAGCGGCAGAGAGAGGAUGAAGAGCGGAAGAGGGAGGGGGCGAAGAAGGUGGAGCGCGAAAAGGAGGAGUAG
Molecule: messenger RNA, 2235 nt
Organism: Closterium sp. Naga37s-1
Lineage: Eukaryota; Viridiplantae; Streptophyta; Zygnematophyceae; Desmidiales; Closteriaceae
Source: the annotation of a GenBank genome assembly